AUGUCGCAUAAAUACCUCAAUCUUGCUCUGAAGAUCUAUUUCCGAUUUUCAAUGCCAGGUCCAGUGCCAGCUCUAAUGCCCGCUCCAGUGCGAGCUAAAAUCAAGGUCAGCCCCAGUGUCAGCUUCGGUGUCGGCUCAAAUAUAUGCCAGCUCAGAUACAUGCCAGCUCCAGUGCCCGCUUCUCUGCAAGCUCCAGUGCCCGCUUCUCUGCAAGAUCCAGUGCCCGCUUCGCUUCCAGCUCCAGUGCCCGCUUCGCUUCCAGCUCCAGUGCCAGCUCUGAUGCCCACUCCGGUGCCCGCUCCGGUGCCCGCUCCGGUGCCCGCUCCGGUGCCAGCUCCGGUGCCAGCUCUAAUGCCCACUCCUGUGCCCGCUCUUGUGCCUACCCCUGUUCCCGCUCAUGUUCCUGCUCGUGUUCCCGCUCUUGUGUCCGCUCCGGUGACCGCUCGAAUGAUUACUCCAGCGUUCGCCUCGAUGCCAGCUCCUGUGCCAGCUCCAAUGCCGGCUCCAAUGCCCCUUCCGGUGCCCACUCCACUAUAUACCAGCUCCGCUCCCUUCACCAUUCCUCCACCGCACUGGUACCUCCUCUCCCCCUCUUACUGGUCUUCCCUCUCCCUCUUCGCACCCCCCGCCAACUACUGUUCGUCUCACUCGCCUAUUCUGCUCACAUUUGACUACUAA
Morchella sextelata is the source of this 678-nucleotide messenger RNA. RefSeq lists its product as uncharacterized. The transcript has 2 exons. The record is from RefSeq and is a predicted model, not a curated record. Lineage: Eukaryota; Fungi; Ascomycota; Pezizomycetes; Pezizales; Morchellaceae. The coding region runs from base 1 to 678 and encodes 225 amino acids.